UCCACUGAGCCGUGGGAGACGGGAUUAAAGUUCAACGUUAAAUCUGGAAAACACGGAUAAUCGACCACUCAGCAAUUAAAUGUGUGUCUCUCUGUGCGCGUUUCACUUUCAACUAAACCCGGACUUCAAGCAUCCCACGGUAAACACGGUGAAAUAGCUGACACUGGAUUCCUUGCUCACUUCUGACAUCCAGUGUCAGCAGCCGGUGCUUUUAAGAUGAUCAACCCUGAGGUGUACCUCCACUACAACCACACAGGGAAGCUGGAGCAUCGACCCAGCGUCGGCACAAGCUCCGGCACCGUGGACGCCAAAACUAUCGCGUUCCUCAUCAUAUGCAGCUUCAUCGUCCUGGAGAACCUCACCGUGCUGGUGGCCAUAUGGAGAAACCACAGAUUCCACAACCGCAUGUACUUCUUCAUUGGCAACUUGGCGCUGUGUGACAUGCUGGCUGGAGUGGCCUACCUGGUGAACCUGCUGCUGUCGGGGGAGAAGACCCUGCAGCUCUCACCUGCCCUCUGGUUCGUCAGAGAGGGAAGCAUGUUUGUUGCACUUGGAGCCUCCAUUUUUAGUCUCCUGGCUAUUGCUAUAGAACGACACCUGACAAUGAUCAAAAUGAGGCCUUAUGAUGCCAACAAGAACUACAGAGUGUUCCUGCUCAUAGGGACCUGCUGGCUGAUUGCCAUUUCUCUUGGCGCUUUGCCUAUUCUAGGCUGGAACUGCUUGGACAACCUCCCCGAUUGCUCCACUGUUCUCCCUCUCUACAGCAAGAAAUAUGUAGCUUUCUGUAUCACAGUUUAUAUGGUUUUGCUCUUGGCCAUGUCAGUCCUUUAUGCUCGCAUUUACAUCCUUGUGAAGUCCAGCAGCCGAAAGGUGAGCAAGAACAGGAACUCUGAGCAUGCAAUGUCCCUGCUGCGCACCGUCAUCAUUGUGGUCGGGGUCUUCAUCGCCUGCUGGACGCCCAUCUUCGUCCUGCUCCUGGUGGAUGUGGCAUGUGUGCAGCGCUGCCCCAUCCUCUACAAGGCUGAAUGGUUCAUCGCAGUGGCUGUGCUGAACUCAGCCAUUAACCCGGUCAUUUACACUCUGGCCAGCCGUGAGAUGAGAAUGGCCUUCCUGGGCGUGGUGUGUGGCAUUUGCUUCAGAGGGAAGGAUUCUGGGAAUGGCAGCGAAAACAGGAAAUCUCUGGAACCUAGCCGCAGCAGGAGCAAGUCGUGGAGCAGCCAGAACAACCCCAACCAGAGCCAGCAGAGCUCCAGGCAGGCGGAGCUGGAGAAGGGGCAGGAGGCGGCCCAUGGCGAGGUCUCAGUGGUGGCAGGGGGGGCUGCAAAGGCCGUCAUCGAAAGUGACAUGAAAGACUGAACUAAGUUAUCUACUCUAUGUCAAAGGGACAUUUGGUCCUAAUGUUGGACCUAUGCAUUGGUCAAAAUUGGUGACCAUAAUGAAAUACGAGCUCUGAUUGAUUCAAACGAAGGAUUUCUUGAAGUGCAGGGCAGUGGAUUUCUUCUAUAGGUGCAUGAUGUGUUUAAAUAUGCAUCAUCCAUUAAUGGGAAGUGUAUUAAAAUGACUACACAUUACACUGAUUAAUGUAUGAGGCCAAAGCGUUCAAGGAGACAAUCAAUAUUUACUCUUUGUCAAGUACAGUAUUACAAUAUCUCUUUCCAGUGAGAUUUACGCAUCUCCGAAUUUGGUCAUUUUAAAGUUACCCGAAGAUACAAAUCUUUAAACCAAUUGAAUUAUCUGGGGAACAUAAUGCAUUGUCAAUUUUCCCUCAUGCAAAGUUGACAUUUUGGAGGUUUGUGUUUUUGCAGGACAAGGACAAUUUGUACAAUUCUGUAGUUACAGAUUUGACCAAGAACACGAAUAAGAAGUGAAACUCACCUGCAAUGAAUUAAAGUGCAAUUAUAGUGCUGCAAAAAUAACAUAAUGAAGAAUGAUUGUAGACAAUCAUCCAUGUUAUGAUAAACUAUGUAAUGUAUUUAUUAUUCUGUAAUUUUAUAUUCACUCAAUUAUAGGCCAACUCAGUAUUACGUGCAGUUAUUUAACAAUAAGUGAAUUAUACAUGGUAUAUGUGAUGUCAGUGAAAUGUAAAAAAGCACAUGCUGAAGAGUUAAACCUGUUACUCGUUUCAUUAAAUCAGCAUCAUCAUGUUCAAACUGCAUCUGUUCAAACCACACAAUGAAUGUAGCUGAUGCAGUUCAUUCAACAUCAGUAGUCUAAGUGAUGCCAGGGCUCCAUCUGCUGCUCAAUAUAUGUAGGUUCAAUUCUCAAUGCUGACUAGAUAUUCUCCAACAUCCUGCACGUUCAAAACAGAAUCUCUUUAAUCCUAGUCUGUUGCAUUUUAAUUAGUUUCUUACAAAAUUCAACUUAAUCAUCUUUAGCAUGAAGCCAGAGGAGGCAUGUGAAUGCAGCAUGUGAAAUAAACGUUGUUAACUACAUGCAGCUAUUUAUAUAAUAUAGAAUAUUAGCUUUGACACAAUAAACCUUGUGCUUAUAGUAGAGUGCAGUGAUGUCUUUUCUAUCGAUUUAAUCAUUGGAGAAAAUAAUUGUUAUUUGUAUAUAUCUAGCCGGAUGGUUUGGAUUUGAUAUGUCCAAUUUUAGAGAGAACUGCCUCUGAGAUUUCUGCAGCCACAAUACAAUGAAGUUGAAUGCAUUUUUUUGCGAGUGUUUCUUUCAGAUUUGGAAAAUAAUAGCAACUUAUUUUUCAUGAUCAGCAUCCCUGGAUAGUCCUAGGACCUGAACCAUAUUCCUUGGGACUAUGUUUUUGAAAAUCCCUUAGGGUGUUCUGCGGCUUAUCCAGAAUAACACGUAAACUGUUAAUGGAUAUAUUUGUGUAAUCGUGUUUCCAAUGCGUUCAGUCUUAAUAACUAAAUUCUAUUCACCUCUGUUGUAUUGGGCUUGAGGCAGAAAUUAUUUAAAAAAUGAUCCUAAAGGUCAUGCAAAAUCCACUUUUUCCUGUCUGUUAUACAUAAUAUGUGUACCCUCUGUGUUAGGAGAUUCAAAAUGUUGCAGGAAAAAAGAUUCCCUCUCUCUCUUUGUCCUGAUCCAUUUAUAUAAAAACCUGUCUGAAAAUCAGCUGAUCAGAUUUCUCUCUCUCAGAGGGGCGUGGCCAGCAGCAGCUCAGACACAGCAUCAGCACUUUAGAAACAGGGCUGAAACAUGCAUUGUAUGGCGUACUACAAUGCAUGAUCUGUUUGUUAUUUCGAGCCAAACACUUCAGAGACAUGUAUUGUAUAUAUCUGAGACCUAUGACAUAUUGUUGAAAAAGAGCAUAAUAGGGGACCUUUAAAUCUACACAAAUAUUGGCUAAAAUAAUAGCCAAGAUUGCCAAAAGUGUCUGCAUGACAAGAUAAUCUGUGAAAUGUGUUAUCGAUCAUUUCAGCAGAUACAACAGAUUCUGCACAUUCACGGUUUUAUUGCCAACAGUCAUACAGAAUAAUGAUAAACCCAUACAACCAAAUGAUUAAAUCUGUAAACAUAA
Messenger RNA from Trematomus bernacchii (emerald rockcod), 3475 nucleotides. Its product is annotated as sphingosine 1-phosphate receptor 3. Lineage: Eukaryota; Metazoa; Chordata; Actinopteri; Perciformes; Nototheniidae. Gene Ontology annotation, cellular component: membrane. Gene Ontology annotation, molecular function: sphingosine-1-phosphate receptor activity. The coding region runs from base 217 to 1356 and encodes 379 amino acids. The record is from RefSeq and is a predicted model, not a curated record. Gene Ontology annotation, biological process: G protein-coupled receptor signaling pathway. The transcript is spliced from 2 exons.